Molecule: messenger RNA, 2508 nt
Organism: Monopterus albus (swamp eel)
Lineage: Eukaryota; Metazoa; Chordata; Actinopteri; Synbranchiformes; Synbranchidae
Product: kelch domain-containing protein 10-like
Exons: 10
Coding region: 167-1420 (417 amino acids)
Biological process (GO): positive regulation of stress-activated MAPK cascade
Molecular function (GO): protein binding
Source: RefSeq, a predicted model, not a curated record
CAGCUGUCUGUGACGCUGCAGGCAGCAGCAGGCGUGGAAGGUCCGGUGUGUUUCUUUAUUUUGGUGCGAUUGUUGGGGAUUAUAGCUUCAUGCCACUACCUCUGGUUAAAUAGAAGCAGUCUCCUGUCCGGGUCUAGGUGUGAACUCUUUUUGGUUUCUUGUUAAGAUGUCGUCGAGUGAUCAUGACAGGACCUCCAUUCACCUCAAUACGUUUGAGAAACUGUCAUGGAGGCCGUCCAUCCGCGACUCAGGCUCAAAGAAGCGGACACGAUGGCUUCAGGCUCGGCGCAUCUUCUCCCCUUCCUGCUCCAACCUGCGGAUCCCCAACAGAUUUCUGAGAGAAGGACACUGCACACCACCCGCCCGAAGUGGACACCGCUGUGUUGCAGACAGCACCAAUCUAUAUGUAUUUGGAGGCUACAACCCAGACUUUGAGGAGGCAGGUGGCGCAGACAAUGAAGACUACCCUCUUUUCAGGGAGCUUUGGAGGUUUCAUUUUGCCACAGCCACAUGGCAACAAGUCCACACAGAGGGUUACAUGCCCACAGAGCUGGCUUCUAUGUCAGUUGUUUUACACGGCAACAACCUGCUUGUUUUUGGUGGCACUGGGAUUCCAUUUGGUGAAAACAAUGGUAAUGAUGUCCAUGUGUGCAAUGUUCAGUACAAGCGAUGGAACCUGCUCAGCUGCAGAGGGAAGAAACCAAACAAGAUCUAUGGGCAGGCGAUGGUCAUCAUAAAUGGCUGUCUCUAUGUGUUUGGAGGGACAACUGGCUACCUUUACAGCACAGACCUGCACAGGCUGGACCUGACCACCAAAGAAUGGCUCCACCUUCAACCCAAAAACACACCCUUAGAUCUACCAGAGGAGAGGUACAGGCAUGAGCUAGCUCAUGACGAACAGAGAAUAUACAUUUUUGGAGGCGGAACUUCCUGGACAUCAUACCCCCUGGACAAGAUUCACGCAUAUAACUUGGAGACAAAUUAUUGGGAAGAAAUAGUCACCAAACCUUGUGAAAAAAUAGGAUAUCCUGCUGCCCGCCGUUGUCACAGCUGUGUGCAGGUCAAAGAUGAGGUGUUUAUAUGCGGGGGUUAUGAUGGGGAGCAGAUCCUGUCUGACCUGUGGAAGAUCAACCUGCAGACUUUUCAGUGGACCAAGCUGCCAGCCGUCAUGCCAGAACCAGCCUACUUUCACUGUGCUACAGUCACUCCAGCUGGCUGUAUGUAUGUCCAUGGUGGAGUUGUCAACAUUUCUGGUAACCGAAGGACUGGCUCUUUGUACAAAGUGUGGCUGGUAGUGCCCAGCCUGCUGGAACUGACCUGGGAAAAACUGCUGAAAACCUUCCCUCGCUUAGCCCGGUUGUCCACCCUUCAGCUGCUCAGCCUGGGACUGACCCACACACUAAUCCAGCGUCUCAAAUAGACCGAGCACGGACACUGAGGGGCGCGGUAUAUGAUGGAACUGAACAGACUCUAAAAUUGCUGAGAAGUCAAUGAAAAAGUUGACAAAAAGUGUUGACGUCAAAUGCUUUCAAAAAUACUUGGAAUGCAUUUUAACUGUAGGUUUUUGUUUUUUUAAAUCUGCUAAGUGCAAUGUUGUAAGUUUCUCUGUAUGUGAACGUGUCAGAUUUGAGUUUGCACGUAUCCGUGAGAGCUAUGCAACAGCGGGGACACCAGAAUCGCUGUAUACAGAUUUCUAUUUCCUUGUCCCAUAGAAGUGUUUUGCAUGUCAUUUAUACAGUGUGUGUGUGUGUGUGUGUGUGUGGUUUUUUUUAUUUUUUAUUUUUUUUAUUUAUAUCACGCAUCAAUAUCACAGAAACUUGUGGAGCAUGAGCAGGAACAGUUGUCGUAAAUGUUCCAAAGACCACUUUAUGAAAGGUAAAAUGACUGUUUGCUUCUGUCCAGAAGCUGAGGAAACAAUUAUAACUCUAUUUUCCAUGUGUUGACAUGCAAGGAAUUUAACUUGGUACACUACAGUGCUCCCAACCUGCUGCACAAGACAGUCACCAAGCAAAGUUAAAGACUAUACAAUCAGAGUAAAACGGCUUUAAAUGAGGAUAACACCCCAUAAUAAAUAAAGAAAAUGGAGCCCAUACUUCACUUAAUCAGCAUGCCCAAGAUAUAUUAUCAAGGUAUGCUUGUUUCACUGUUGCUGAAGUGACAGCAGGUUGCUGCCAUCUUUGACACGUUCACUAAGUUGCUGCUACGCCCACUGUGACAUUGUUAGGGUUUACAAACGACUAGAUUCAAACUGGCAAAGUCUGUCCAGUUUAUAUCCUGAGACACUUAAAUCUGCAGUUGGUCAGUUUGAACUGAGCUACAUCCUUUGCAGAGUGGCUUGUGCUGAUAAAGACACUUUACACCUGUGACACUUCUUAAAUAGAGCGGUUAUUUAUGGCGUCAUGUUUUAGCCUCAAAGACUGAUUGAUUGCAUGCUGAUGUGCGAUUUAUAAUUCUGUUUUUAAAAAAUGUUCCCCUCGCUGGUCACCUUAGACUUCAUGAUCACCUGAA